AUGCCAGUAGGUCGGCCUAGUUACCGCUGGAUAGACAGAGAGGAGGAGAACUUGCUGCAGCUGAAAGCCAGCAAUUGCCGGAAGGGAGCACUGGACAGAGAGCGCUGGAAGAUUCUCAUUUCGGAAGCCAAGACAUGUUUUGGGUCGCAGAUCGAGCUCAAAAAUCGUAUGUCUUCCGAGUGGGGUCAAGGGCAUCCAGCAUUUAAAAAAAAACCAGCCUGA
Molecule: messenger RNA, 222 nt
Organism: Pieris macdunnoughi
Lineage: Eukaryota; Metazoa; Arthropoda; Insecta; Lepidoptera; Pieridae
Source: the annotation of a GenBank genome assembly